GCAUCCUUACCACGCACCAUGGAAGCCGAUCCUCUGUUCCACGUCAAGCAGCUCUUCUACCAAGCCGCCUACAAGGCGUGCAUCGCUGAGGCCUCGUCCCAGUCCCUCACUCCAUCUGAAUCCAGCUCUGAACCCCUCCUCCGAUCCCUUUAUAUCGCCAGAUCCCAUCUUGCCCUCUCACCUCCUGCUACAUCCUCUGCUCUCUCCACCCUCAAGCCAUUUGACGCGCCAUCUGCCAAAGCCGUCUCCGCCCUGGCAGAAUACCUCGCGAAAUCCGACAGCUCUCACGUUGAUGCCGUCCGUGACUUGGUCAUCGAGUGUGAGGGCGGCGAGGAGAGUCAAGACGAGGGUGUAGUCCGGGUCAUCGCAGGUACCAUUUUUAUCCUCGAAGGGGAGAAUGAAGAGGCAGUGGCAACAUUGACCGAGGGCGCAGGAAAGACUGAUCUCGAAUGCAACGCGCUCCUUGUACAACUCUUGCUCUCACUCAAUCGACGUGAUCUCGCUCUGUCCACAUACAAUGCUGCGAAGAGAAUUGGCAACGACUCGCUCCUCGUACAAGCGAUGGAAGCGUGGAUAGGCCUAAAAGCAGGUGCCCGACCGCUUCACCAAUCUUACUACUUCUACGAGGAGCUGUAUCAGCUCCCUAACGGGCGAACUCCAGCCGUCGUGGCCUCUCAUGCGGCGUCUCAUCUGCUUCUUGGGCACCUCGAGGAAGCCAAGGCGGACAUCCAAAAUCUCGAGGACGCAUCUCCCGAGGUCCUCGCCGUGGCAAAGACACUGGGCUUGGCUGCAACGCUCACAAACCACCCCUUCGCCCUCGAUCUUGAAUCCAAAUCGGCCGCCUUUGACUCUGCCGCGGCCAAUUUCAUACCCGCCUAGAAUGCAUGUCAUAACCUUGCCC
Messenger RNA from Kockovaella imperatae, 901 nucleotides. Its product is annotated as coatomer epsilon subunit-domain-containing protein. Gene Ontology annotation, molecular function: protein binding; structural molecule activity. Gene Ontology annotation, biological process: intra-Golgi vesicle-mediated transport; retrograde vesicle-mediated transport, Golgi to endoplasmic reticulum; endoplasmic reticulum to Golgi vesicle-mediated transport. NCBI's taxonomy places the organism in Eukaryota, Fungi, Basidiomycota, Tremellomycetes, Tremellales, Cuniculitremaceae. The record is from RefSeq and is a predicted model, not a curated record. Gene Ontology annotation, cellular component: COPI vesicle coat. The coding region runs from base 19 to 879 and encodes 286 amino acids. The transcript has 6 exons.